GCCGGCUGUCUGAGGCGCUGGAUGCUGCUCUCACUUCUCCCAGACUUAACGAGCGAAACAGCGGAAUAAAAAUCAGAAUAAAAUCUUUCAAUGGCUUCCAACUUCAACGACAUAGUGAAGCAGGGCUACGUGAGGAUCAGGAGUAAGAAACUGGGGGUCUUCAGGCGAUGUUGGCUCGUGUUCAAAAAAGCGUCAAGUAAAGGGCCUCGACGAUUAGAGAAAUAUCCUGAUGAGAAAGCUGCCUACUUUCGAAGUUUUCAUAAGAUAACCGAGCUGCACAACAUCAAGAACAUUACCAGAAUGCCUCGGGAGACAAAGAAACAUGCUGUGACAAUUAUCUUCAGCGAUGAGACGUCGAAGACAUUCGCCUGUGAUUCAGAGCUGGAGGCAGAGGAGUGGUGUAAGUUGCUUUGUUUGGAGUGUUUGGGCAGUCGGAUCAAUGACAUCAGCCUCGGUGAGCCGGAUUUAUUAGCAGCAGGAGUGCAGAGGGAACAGAACGAGAGGUUUAACGUGUAUCUGAUGCCCACGCCCAAUCUGGACAUUUAUGGCGAGUGCACAAUGCAGAUCACACAGGAGAACAUUUACCUCUGGGACGUCCAUAAUGCCAGAGUUAAGCUGGUCAUGUGGCCUCUGAGUUCGCUGCGACGGUACGGACGAGACUCUACAUGCUUUACCUUCGAGUCCGGAAGGAUGUGUGAUACAGGAGAAGGAUUGUUCACAUUCCAAACGAGAGAAGGAGAAGUGAUCUACCAGCGAGUUCACUCUGCCACGCUGUCCAUCGCAGAACAGCAUGAACGCAUGAUGCUGGAAUUCGAGAAAAAAUCACAGACCUUUUUAAGCGAGAACACAUUAACCAAGUCGAUAUCUCUGCCCCGGAGUGCUUACUGGCAUCACAUCACACGUCAGAACAGCAUGGGAGACAUUUACAGUUAUCAAGAUAAGACAACAGGUUCCAUGAUGACCCUCAUCCCCCGAGCUCAGACUUUCCAAAGCUUCCUGACUGAAGAGACAGAAGAGGAAAAGAGAGAGAAGGAGAGAUCAGGCUCGCCCUCUGGUGAACAUAAAGGGCACUACAGCUCUGCACUGCUGCACUGAUAGCCACUCUUAGCAGGGAAAUCGAGAAGAAAAAAGGAAACGGAGAAGUUGAGAGGGGAAAAAAAGAGAGACAUUUUACAGUUAGAGAAUCAGUAGACAUGUACAGUACAGUAAAGAUGUAUAGUUCUAUAAAUAUCACUUGUAGAGAUGAAUAUAAUCUAGAAUGGUUUUGUACCUGCUGUACAGCAACAGAUGCCUCAAUCUGCAACUUUAUUUUUGCACCUUUCUUUUCUUUUUCUUUUUUUUUCCCCCCUUCUACCGAAAACUCCUUUCUGCACGUUAUCAUAUUUUGUGGACUAUGAGAUGGCUUUCUUGGCAUGAGGAUACAGACAGGAUACUAAGCUAAGCUUCGAGUUGGCCUGAAGAGGCCACGAGUCAGCCAUAUUCGAGAAAUGUAGUAGAAUGACGACUGUGAAAAUGAUCUAAAUCGAAUGAUCUGACCUUCACACGGAGCAGGUCUCAACGCAGAGGCGUGUGGAAUCGAUACCGAGGUAAACUGGGUGCGUCUGAAUUAGUUAUACGGAUAAAGAACGCGACCUGGCUUAGCAGUUAAGCAUGAUUUCCUCGCACCUCUAGAGUCGGGGGUUCGAUUCCCGCCCCUGCCCUGUGUGCGCAGAGGUCGCAUGUUCUCUUUGUGGGUUUCCUCGGGGUACUCCGGUUUCCUCCCCAGUCCAAAGACAUGCUGUGAAACCGGAUAAGUUGAAUUUUAAGCCGAAUACACUUAAAUAGAGUUAACCGAGUUACAUUUCUGUCGUAUUUAAGUGUAAAUCGAUUUUCUUUUUUGAGUUAAAUGAACUUAUCCGGUUUUACAGUGCAGGCAUUGUCGACUGGCUGGCCUUUCCAAAUUGUCCGCGGCGUGUGUGUGUCCGUCGAUGGGUCGGCACCCUGUCCAGGGUGUCCCCCGCCUUGUGCCCCGAGUUCCCCGGGAUAGACUCCAGGCUCGCCGCGACCCUGUGACGGAUAAGCGGUAUGGAAAAUAAAUGGCCGGAUGGAUGGAGGACUAAUACGGCGAGCGUAAACGUGCAUCCCGGAUCCUCAGCCUGCUAGUAAACAAAUCCGCAGUUGCCAUGGUGAGAAGAAAUCCCCACAUCGUAGCCAGAUGGAAACUGGCAUACGCUCAGGACGCGAGACUCUGUUGGUCCGUCGGUAAACACGACGCUAGACUCCUGCGCACAUGUACUCAAGCUUUUUCCCCACGAGGCGCACUUCGCAGCUUUUGGAGAACCGUCGCCCAACAAAACCCCACUCGUCAAUACGUAUAAAAAAACACUCCAUAUCUUUUUGCCCAGGGCUUUUAUUGCCCAUUACGAACUGGCUAAUAAAAGAAAAGAAAAUAGAAACACAUUAAAGUAAAAAAAAAAAAAAAGAAUUUUAUAAUUCCACAGACCUGCCAACCCUGAAGAGCAACAACGUCCUGCGUUAUCGAUCUGCCGCCCUGAGAGCUGACCGGCGCGGGGCAGACCCAACAGCGCUUUUAAAUCUCUUAUCUAAUCAGCAUCGGCAUUAAUAAUGUCCGUAAAGCGUGAGAUUCAUUCAACUCGAAACAUUCCGCAUUUACCUGCAAGUAGAAAGCGAAGACGCCGCAUCAGCGCUUAUUUCAAAAACACCGUGGGCACGGGUUCAAACUUUUACUAGUGUGAAAUGAGGAAAGGGGGCGGGGCUUCCAGAGACCGUCGGUAAAUAUUAGAGCGCUAAAAACGCCGAGAAAGCACCCGCUGUUUUUCAUGACGAAAAACAGACGCUCUUUUGACACGUGAAAACGUGUAAAUGAUUCAAAGUCUAAAAAAAAAAAAAAAAAAAAAAGGUUUAAACGUUCCUUCAGCGGGAAAUCCCGCACUCUUUACACACCUCCACUCUGAAGGAACUUUUCACCGUGAAGUAACGUGUAUUGAUUUGGUUUUUCUCUUGGCAGAAUUUAGAGGCGUGUCUUAUACUCUGAGAGGAAGCUGGCAUAACGUCCAUAAAAUAUGGUAGGUUGCUUGUACAUGAUUUCAUUUUCAAACGCACAUGUUAGAGGAGUGUUCGGUUAGCUUCUCUAAUCAAAAACAAACAAACAAACAAAAAAAAGUCUUUUUGCACCCGGCACUUUUAACCCAAGCCUGAUUUGCACUUCAGUGUUUUUGUUGUUGUUGUUGUUUUGCUCUUUGUGUAUUGUGUAGAUUUGUGACGUGACACUGAGAUCUCACGUAUUUUUUUCGUUUUUUUUUUUUUUUUCCCCCGAACCCCCCGUGUUGAUCACCCAGAGCGGAACGUGCACGGUCGGAAAUAAAGAUAUCGAACUGUACAUUUUUUAAAAAAAAAUUAAUUUUUUUUUUUUGCUCGUCACUGGAGUUGUAAAGUCAAGGGUACAUCUUUUCUACCUUUAGUAUGUAUUUUUAUUUAUUCAUUUUUUACCUGGGAAGGUGCAUGUGGUGUUCAUUUAAUCAGCUUGCAGCGCAAAGGUCCAAUUGUGCACCUUCACUUCUUUGAAAUAUAUACUAUAUUCAUGUGUCCAAGUGAAAGAGACAUCCUAAAGGUGCAUGUCCUCUUGAUGGUGUCAGUGUUUUCCUGUUUUCCAAUACUGAUAGUAGUGCACCCUUAAUCAGUGCGUUUACACGGACGACGGUAAUCCGAUAUGAACCCGGUUAAGACGACACCGGUUAAGAAACUCGCGUGUAAACGGCGAUUAUCGAUGACCUUAAUCCGGUUAAAGUCGCACUCGGAGUAAACACGAAUGGAAUGAAGACGUGUGGAGUAUUUCCUGUUUUAGUCGCGUUAUCGGCGUGCGUUACAGACGUGUACGCACCUUAAUCACGCUAUCAACGUCGUGUGGGAGUUUUCGCCGCAUUGUGCGACAGGACGCGUACGCACACGGCAGCGCUCGACCGUCUGACGGUAAACGAGAGAGCACGGCUGCGUCCCAAACCGCGUACUUGCCUGCUACAUACAAUAGGCUGAAAUACACGUAUUUCAGCUACUGUA
This is a messenger RNA of Ictalurus punctatus (channel catfish), 4056 nucleotides long. It is a transcript of the gene dok6, whose product is annotated as docking protein 6. The record is from RefSeq and is a predicted model, not a curated record. The transcript has 8 exons. Gene Ontology annotation, cellular component: cytoplasm. The coding region runs from base 91 to 1095 and encodes 334 amino acids. NCBI's taxonomy places the organism in Eukaryota, Metazoa, Chordata, Actinopteri, Siluriformes, Ictaluridae. Gene Ontology annotation, biological process: positive regulation of MAPK cascade; cell surface receptor protein tyrosine kinase signaling pathway.